UAGUCGUCACAGUUCACAUGUUGUGUAGUCUGAAAGGAUCUCACAAGGUGUAACCGAUUUAACUACCGAUUUCUGUUUUAAAACGCCGUUUUGAUUUUAUUAAAGUAUAAUAUUUGUUUUUUCAAAACGUUAUUUAUCCGUAAAGUGAUGGCAAAAGGAGAAGGCGCCGACCAAUAUUCCAACAAUAGUUUAUUAACGAAUAAACCGAUCAACCCAGAAGUGGUCAAAUUAGCUGGGAAGCGUGAGCAGUACGACAGGUUGUCCAUAUGCAACAAGCUGUGCUACGCGGUGGGAGGAGCGCCCUAUCAGAUCACAGGAUGUGCGCUGGGCUUCUUCCUCCAGAUAUACCUACUGGAUGUGGCACAGUUGGACCCAUUCUAUGCGUCGAUAAUCCUGUUCGUGGGGAGGGCCUGGGAUGCUGUGACGGACCCGAUCAUAGGCUUUAUGGUCUCGCGCUCUCCCUGGACACGCUUCGGACGAAUGCUGCCAUGGAUCCUGUUCUCCACUCCUUUAGCUGUGGUCAGCUACUUCCUCAUCUGGUAUGUUCCUGAGAUUGAGAAUGGGAAGGUAAUCUGGUACCUGGUCUUCUACUGCCUCUUCCAGACCCUCCAAACUUGUUUCCAUGUGCCCUACUCAGCUCUCACCAUGUUCAUCAGUGAAGACCAGAAGGAGAGGGACUCUGCCACUGCUUACAGAAUGACGGUGGAGGUUCUGGGUACUGUGAUUGGCACAGCCGUCCAGGGUCAGAUUGUGGGCAUGGCCAACCCCCCCUGUAUCCUGGCCCCCGGCGACAAUGUAACAACAGAGGGGCUGAACUCCUCCUUCCUGCUGCUGGGACAGGAAGUUAACACCACGGUCAUCUCUCCCGGCAUCACCCUGGACCAGACGAAAACAGCUUACAUGAUAGCCUCUGGUGCCAUCUGUUCCAUCUACGUGCUCUGUGCUGUGGUGCUGUUCUUCGGAGUCAAGGAGAAGAAAGAGUCGUCUCGGCCCCGGUCAGAGCCCAUGUCGUUCUGGCAGGGUAUCGGGCUGGUGAUGGGUCAUGGACCUUACGUCAGGCUGGUCAUGGGCUUCCUCUUCACCUCACUGGCCUUCAUGCUCCUGGAAGGGAACUUUGCUCUGUUCUGCUGCUACACUCUGGGCUUUAGGAACGACUUCCAGAACAUUCUACUGGUCAUCAUGCUCGCUGCGAUGCUCACCAUCCCUUUCUGGCAGUGGUUCCUCACCAAGUUUGGCAAGAAGAAGGCUGUCUACAUCGGCACCUCGUCUGUUAUCCCCUUCAUGAUCCUGGUGGUGUGUGUGAAGGGUAAUCUCAUCAUUACCUACAUGGUGUCGUUUGCUGCCGGGGUCGGAGUCGCUGCUGCCUUCCUGUUGCCGUGGUCCAUGUUGCCAGACGUGGUGGAUGACUUCCAGGUCCAGAACCCAGACUCUCGGGGUCACGAAGCCAUCUUUUAUUCCUUCUAUGUCUUCUUCACCAAGUUUGCCUCUGGAAUCUCCCUGGGGAUCUCCACUCUCAGCUUGGAUUUUGCUGGGUAUAUGACUCGAGGUUGCACCCAGCCUGAGAACGUGGAUAUAACCCUGAAGGUUCUGGUCUCCGCGGCGCCCAUAGGACUCAUUCUGAUUGGCCUGGUCUUAUUCCGCUCUUAUCCAAUCGACGAAGAGAGGAGGCAGGGCAACAGGAAGCUGCUUCAGGAGCAACGGGAAAAUGAAGCAGACUCAGAAACGGACUCCACAGAACUGACCAACAUGGUGUAGAUUCUAGAACACUUAUGGACCAUUGGAGUGACACUGUUGCUUACACCGGGUGGUGCUAACGAGGGCUGGACCUAUCACGACGGAGAUACUGCUACCAUCCAAUCACACUGCUGCUCACGUGUCUCAGAACACCUGUCGUCAUGACGAUGCACCGUGGCAAGGAACAACAAAAGUAUCUUAUGGCGACGGAAUCCUAAAACGGAUUGACCUUCCUGGUUCAAUUCCCCAGCCCACUUAAGCUAUGACAAACUCAGAGAAAUUGUUUUGGGUGCAGUCUCAAAAGGCAACCGAUUUCCUAGUGCGCUCUAUGGAGACUCAAUAGAGUACUGUGAAACACAGCCAUUUGUUGUCGUCCAUGACUGUUGCACAAAACCUUAAUGUGAUGUGUACCAUUUAUUUUUUUUUGUUGUGUAUUUUGCCAAUGUUGAAUAUUUCUGUCAGAACUUGAUCUAUCGUGGCAACAAUUUUCAAACGCUCAAGACUUUUUAGACAUUGUUCUAGAACAAUCUACUACUCCCCUCAAGUGUGACACUUGAACGGCCGUCUUUCUAUGGUGAAGACGACUGUCAAUAAAAUUGACUUUUUUUUCUACUCGGUUUACAUUUCAGUUAAAGGUAUAAAAAAAAAAAAAAUUAAAAGCCUGACAAAUUAUUUUGGUAGAGAGAAUUUCUACAACUGAAUACCUAUUACCGGUAUAUGUGUUUCUACAGACUUCAGUUUGGUACUGUGUAUAAAACAAGGCAGAACCCUAUCUAGCAUUGACAGAUUCAAAGUGUGAUUUCAUCGUUUAAUUUCCUUUUUUUUUUUUAAGGUUUAAGACCUUGUCUGCUAUUUGACACGACAAUGGAGUUCUGUCACGGAUUCCAUUUUGUUUUUACAAUGUUUCCUUCCUCACUUUUCAUUGGCUCAUUCAACAAGGGGUGUAUUCACUAGGAUGCCAAGAGGGAGGGACCUACCUGAAUUUGUCCCAUAGAAACUCCUUUGUUGCAAAACAUUUUUGCUACGUUGUGCACCAAUGAAUACACCCCAGUAAUGCCCAGAAGAGAUUUGGUCCUAACUGCAACACUGUAGGUAACUAUACAUAUAAGUAAAAAUAUGUCUCAAAAACACUGGUUCUUAGUCUCACCAUUUUAAACCAGAACCACUAUAGCACAACAAUUGUUAACCAAACUAUUUUACACAGCCUGUUAAACAACUUUAAUACAUGAUAGAUUGUUUCUUACAGCUAGUCAUUAACUUAGUGUUGGGAAAAACCAUAAUGACAGCUAGUACUAAUUUAGAAAGAUUAUGUUAUUUAAGUAUGUGAGUAAAAUGUAUUUGUCCUUUUCUCAAGAGAAUACCGUUCAAGUUGCUGUUCCUACUGGAAUGUGUUCUGGAAUGUGUUCUGGAAUGUGUUCUGGAAUGUGUUCUGGAAUGUGUUCUGGAAUGUGUUCUCACUGUGUGUAUUGAGCUCAAAAUCCAUUUUAUUUUUUGAAAACAGUGAAUUCUCUACCUUGUCUCUUUUUUUAAUGAAGCAAUGGACAUGCAUUUUAAAGAAAAGGGAAGAAUACUAAAGUCAAAGUAUUGGAAAAUGGA
Salvelinus namaycush (lake trout) is the source of this 3330-nucleotide messenger RNA. RefSeq names its product sodium-dependent lysophosphatidylcholine symporter 1-B-like. Gene Ontology annotation, cellular component: membrane. Gene Ontology annotation, biological process: carbohydrate transport. Gene Ontology annotation, molecular function: lysophospholipid:sodium symporter activity. The coding region runs from base 148 to 1755 and encodes 535 amino acids. NCBI's taxonomy places the organism in Eukaryota, Metazoa, Chordata, Actinopteri, Salmoniformes, Salmonidae. The transcript is spliced from 14 exons. The record is from RefSeq and is a predicted model, not a curated record.